GUGCAGGACCAGGACCAGGGAAGCUGUGAACACUUUACGCACCCCCGUCACUCACCGGAGCUUUUCCCGCUCGACAUCUGCGAAAGAAGAGAUGACGAUGAGGUGUUCCUCAUGGCUGGAGCGCCUUCUCUGCUGCGUCCUUAUUCUUGUCGGCUCGGCUGCAUCGCCAUGGCCAGAAGACACUGGACUCUCUCUGCUACAGCUGAUUGGGGAUCCUCCUCCAAAUACGAUCCCCCGGGUCUAUGGGCCCGACAGCAUCCCCAGCUAUGUCUUUGGCCCUGAAGCCAACACGGGACAGAUGGCCCGUGCCCACCUGCCGAACCCAUUCUACCGAGACUUCGCCCUCAUCUUCAACCUGAAACCCACCUCUGAACGGGGCGGCGUCAUCUUCUCCGUCACAGAUACCUUACAGAAGAUCAUGUAUGUGGGUGUUAAACUGUCAGACGUGCAGGGCGGCAACCAGAAUGUCAUCCUGUACUACACGGAGCCCGACUCGCAGAAGUCGUACGAGGCGGCCAGGUUCCUUGUGCCCUCCAUGAUGGACACCUGGACUCGUUUUGCCAUCGCUGUGAGGGAUGACAAGGUGAAGUUCUACCUCAACUGUGACACGGUUCCUUUGGUGAAACGCAUUGAGAGGUCCCCGGACGAGAUGGAGCUGCAGGCCGGUGCUGGGGUCUUUGUCGGGCAAGCUGGAGGAGCUGAUCCUGACAAGUUUCUGGGGGUGAUCAGCGAGCUGAGGGUGGUGGGAGACCCCAGAGCUGCCGAGAUGCCCUGUGAAGAGGAUGACGACGACUCAGAUAUGGCUUCAGGUGAAGGAAGCGGCUACAGAGAAACCAGACCCCUACAGCCAGCUGUGGAGAACCGUAGAAUGACGACUCCUACUCCACCUUCCCGGCCCAUUCCGCAGCCACCACUGACCAGGAAAGAGGAGGUGUCAAUGGAAAGAGAAACAGGUCCAGCUGGUGCUUCAGGAGAAAAGGGUGACCGGGGGGAUGCAGGAAUGAAAGGAGACAGAGGUCCGAUUGGGCCGAAGGGAGAUGCUGGCUCUGGCUCCAGCUCACGAGGUGGAGCCCGUGGAGAGAAGGGAGAACCAGGGGAAAAGGGAUUUAAGGGCAGUGCAGGCUUCGGCUACCAAGGAAAGAAAGGAGACUCCGGCCCCCCCGGACCACCUGGUUCCCCCGGCCCUCCAGGACCAUCAACAGAGUUCUCAGUUGGCAGUGACGGCUUAGUUUCUCCCAGAGUCCCCGGACCCCGAGGACCGGCCGGACCACAAGGUGCUGCGGGCCCCCAGGGACCACCAGGAGCUGAUGGAGAGCCAGGGGAUCCUGGUGAGGAUGGAAAAAUCGGACCUGAAGGACCACCAGGCUUCCCAGGAACCCCAGGUGACUCUGGACAUAAAGGAGAUAAGGGAGACCGUGGAGAUGGUCAGCCUGGUCCCAGGGGACCCCCAGGACUUCCUGGACCCCCAGGACCAGGACUCAGAUCUACUUUUGUUGACAUGGAAGGCUCUGGGUUCCCUGAUCUGGAAUCCGUUCGGGGAUUCCCUGGUCUACCAGGUCCACCUGGUCCCCCCGGUCCCCCCGGUCCUGCUAAUCCCUCUACAGCAGGAGCAGCAUCGAGUUCUGGGGCAUUCGGACCACCAGGAAAGGACGGAGCGCCCGGUCAACCUGGCAUGCCUGGUUUGCCGGGUACUGAUGGCCGCCCAGGAGUUUCUGGUCCAAAGGGAGGAAAGGGUGAUUCAGGCGAUCUGGGUCUUCCAGGAGCAGUUGGACAGAAGGGAACUCCAGGAAACCCUGGUUUACCGGGAACCUCAGGAGACACUGGACUGGCUGGUCUGCCUGGACCCAUCGGACCAGUUGGGCAACCAGGGCCUCCUGGGCCUCCUGGACCAAGCUAUCGUGUUGGAUUUGAUGACAUGGAGGCCUCUGGUGGAGGUUUCAGCAAUGGACUGCCUGGUGUCAGUGGACCUGAGGGAAGACAGGGUUCUCCUGGCAUGCCUGGACUUCCGGGCAAAGAUGCGUUGCCUGGAAUGCCAGGACAGAAGGGCAAUGAAGGUGUCACAGGAAAGGAUGGACGUCCAGGGUUGGAUGGCUUCCCUGGUCCUCAGGGACCAAAGGGUGACAGUGGCAACAAAGGAGAGAGGGGUGAUCCAGGUCGAGAUGGAUCCAGUCUCCCAGGGCCACCCGGCCCACCUGGACCACCAGGACAAAUCAUCUACCAGACAUCUAGCAAUGUUGAUGGUGUUGUUGGCAAUGCUGGGCCUCAGGGAGGAGAUGGUUUACCUGGCCAAGCUGGAUUCCCUGGUCCUAUUGGGCCAAAGGGUGACAGAGGAGACCCUGGCCUUCCAGGCUACGGGAUCAAGGGUGAGAAAGGUGAACCAGGCCAAAUAAUCGGACCUGAUGGAAACCUUCUGCAUCAGGAAGGGCUGGCGGGUUCGAAGGGAGACAGAGGAUCACCUGGACCUGUUGGACCCCCUGGCCAGUACGGGCCGACUGGAAUAAAGGGUGAAAUUGGAAUGCCUGGUAGACCUGGUCGCCCUGGUGUAAAUGGGUACAAGGGUGAGAAAGGAGAGACAGGAGUUGGCUAUGGCUACCCAGGAGUCCCCGGCCAGCCGGGACCACCUGGACCCCCUGGACCAGCCGCUCCCUUAGACCGCUUCAAUCGCUAUGAUGAAACUUCAAGGAAUUACCCAGCAACCAAAGGGGAAAAAGGAGAGCGUGGGGACAAAGGACUUCCAGGAAUCCCAGGAACAGCCACUAAUUUGGAUAUUUACACGCUCAAGAAUGAACUGAAGGGACAGAGCGGAGACCCAGGUGUGAAGGGAGAAAAGGGAGAGCCUGGUGGCGGAUAUUAUGACCCACGUUUUGGAGGAGUACAAGGCCCGCAAGGUCCUCCUGGAAAACCAGGUCUAGAAGGUCCAAAGGGAGAAGCUGUAUUGGGCCCUCCUGGGCCCCAGGGGCCACCAGGGACGCCAGGGAUUGGUUAUGAUGGGCGUCCAGGUCCUCCAGGACCACCUGGACCUCCAGGACCCCAAGGAUCUUCCUCACUUCCAGGAGCAUACAGGCCCAAUCCCUCCCUCAAUCUUCCUGGACCUCCUGGUCCUCCUGGUCCGCCUGGAACUCCCGGUCACUCUUCUGGGAUUACUGUUUUGAGGUCAUAUGACACCAUGAUAGCUACUGCGAGACGCCAGACGGAGGGCAGCCUCAUCUUCAUCCUUGACAAAGCAGACCUCUAUUUGAGAGUGCGCGAUGGACUGCGGCAAGUCAUGCUUGGAGACUACAGUCCCUUCUUCAGAGAUCUGGAGAACGAGGUGGCAGAGGUCCAGCCUCCACCUGUGAUCCUGUACCCCCAGUCCCAGGACCAGUCCCACAACAACGGAGCUGGCCAUUACUCCCAGGGGGGUUCAGCCAUAAGACCCAUUGAGCCUCCACCACACCCGCCUGUAGACCCCAGAUACCCCCCACAGUAUGAUCCCAGGUUCCCAGACCCGAAACACACAGGCCAGACGGAUGGGAGAUUAGCCACCCAGCAGACUGAGAACAGAUACCCGGUAACUCCACAGCGACGACCCAGCCCACCUGUACCGCAGCCUGCCGGCCAUGUGGACCCAACAGCAUCAGGACUACACCUCAUCGCCUUGAACGCCCCUCAAACCGGUAACAUGCGAGGGAUCCGCGGGGCCGACUUCCUGUGCUUCCAGCAGGCCCGCGCUGUGGGCCUGAAGGGGACAUUCAGAGCUUUCCUGUCCUCCAAGCUCCAAGACCUCUACACCAUCGUCCGCAGGUCGGACAGGGACAGCACCCCCAUCGUGAACCUCAAGGACCAAGUGUUGUUCAGCAGUUGGGAGUCUAUCUUCACUGACGAUGCGAGCAAAAUGAGGGAGAAUGUACCGAUCUACUCCUUCGAUGGUAGAGACAUCGUCAGGGACAGCGCAUGGCCAGAGAAAAUGGUCUGGCAUGGAUCAAGCAACAAAGGCCACCGGCAAACAGACCACUACUGUGAAACAUGGCGGGCGGGCGACCACGCUGUGACUGGUCUGGCGUCUUCACUACAGAGCGGCAAAAUCCUGCAGCAAACCUCCAGCAGCUGCUCCGGCUCCUACAUCGUCCUCUGCAUCGAGAACGCCCUCGCAUCACACUCCAAAAAAUAAAUCCCGUCCAUCCUCCUAUUUUUUUUUUUGUUCGUUUUGUUCUGGGCCCUGGUUAAACAGCGUUUUAAUAUCCCGAGAACACGCCUGGUGAACAUGUGGCGUCCAAUGAACUGGCCCUGUGGCUCUUUGCCUGGCAGAGACGCUCUGCAUUGUCUGCUCCUCCCCUCCAUAAACGCCAAAGAGAUGGGUCGAACAGAGGGGUGUUGGUCCUUUUUCUCGGGGGCAUUGACACAUAUUUUCUCCGAGGUGCGGAACGACAGCGGAGAAGCUAAAUGUGUUCUCAAAUUGUAUCCAUUUUUUUUUAUUAUUCUGUAUAUUACAUGUCUGUUGUUUGUGAUUUUCUUUUGACGUUAUCAUUGUUUUACCUUUUGAACUGUUUAUAAAAAUGCUAUAUCCAUCCUUUUAUUUUUUAUUUUUAUAUUAGGUAUUGAUCAUUUCCACUUUUUUCCAAUUCAUUUUAAAAUUGUGGGUAAUGACGGGGAACAGCAAACGUUUAAAGACUAUUUUAAAGAAGAUAAUAGAUAUUUAUUUUUAAAUGAAGUUAUGUAAGGAAAAAAAAUGAUUUGGAAAAAAAUAAAAAAUAAAUGCUUAAUACCCUCAUUUAUAUUCUACACAAUUUAAAAACAUUUCAUUCUUUCAGAAACUGUGCCUUUUUACACAACCAGGACUGCUUUGCAAAAUAAGCUCAUGUAGUGAACCACUCCUUUGGAAAGCAUUAUUCUACAAAUAUGUAAAUGUUACAGCAGCUUUUGCUCAAGUGCAUUCAGAUGCUUUUACUUUUGCUAAAUUUAAAUAGCCUUGAUGGAUACAGACACUACUGUAAUGAAUAAUCCCACAUCCACAGGGCAAGAAUCGUUCUAGCUAAAAUUGAGCCUUAUGAAUCUAAAAAUGAUUAUUUUUCCUUUUACCACUUUAUAAAAACCUAUCAGUGAGUAAGCUGGAAAUGAUUAGUUUGCUGCUAAUCUUUUUGGAGUGAUUGCUGUCACGUGUGUUAGGGCCGAAAAAAAACAGUAUGUUAAAGAGAGAGAAACUUGCAGUAGCCUUGUGUGAAUUUCAGAGACUAACCUGCCCCUAAUGCUACUGAUAUCUUGAAUAUCUUGACUGAACCUGUUGGUAUCCAUUUUUAUAACUAUUUGUGCUGUACUGUUUCUC
Molecule: messenger RNA, 5302 nt
Organism: Anoplopoma fimbria (sablefish)
Lineage: Eukaryota; Metazoa; Chordata; Actinopteri; Perciformes; Anoplopomatidae
Gene: col18a1a
Product: collagen type XVIII alpha 1 chain a
Exons: 42
Coding region: 92-4150 (1352 amino acids)
Source: RefSeq, a predicted model, not a curated record